CAAACCCCAUCGUCACAACGGCGCCAAGAAAACCAGCCACCAUCCGGCGACGCCAUGAAGCACCUCCUCCUGGCCUCCCCGCUCCCUCUCCUCGCCCACGGCUCCGCCUCCAAGCCCGUCCUCCUCCACAUCCGCCACCGCCGCUGCCACGUCCCCUGCAGCGCCGCACCCGAUGGCAACUCCGGCGAAACCUCCACGGCCGCAUCCGAGCCCGCCACGGACACCCAGCCCAAGCCACCCUCCAGCUCCAGCCCCAGCAGCGUCAAGAACCGUCUCGCCGCCAGGAACCAGGCCCGCCGCGCCCCCGAGAUGGUGUACCUGCCGCCGGUGGAGGUGAGGAUGAUGCGGGGCAAGACGAAGCCGAAGGCCUCCGAGUCGGCGGCGCCGAGGAGGGAGAAGCAGCGGAAGAAGAAGGGCUGGGACGAGAUGAGCCUGCCCGAGAAGGCCGUGGAGCUGUACGUCGGCGAGAAGGGCGCCCUCUUCUGGCUCAACAAGUUCGCCUACGCCUCCAUCUUCAUCAUGGCCGGCGCCUGGAUCCUCUUCCGCUUCGUCGGGCCCCUCACCGGCCUCUACCAGCUCGACGCGCCGCCGCUGGCGCCCACCGACGUCUUGCGUGGCUCGUAGUGAGAGCG
Lolium rigidum is the source of this 632-nucleotide messenger RNA. RefSeq lists its product as uncharacterized. The transcript has a single exon. Gene Ontology annotation, cellular component: chloroplast. Lineage: Eukaryota; Viridiplantae; Streptophyta; Magnoliopsida; Poales; Poaceae. The record is from RefSeq and is a predicted model, not a curated record. Bases 55 to 624 code for a protein of 189 amino acids.